This is a messenger RNA of Colletotrichum higginsianum IMI 349063, 1266 nucleotides long. RefSeq names its product Sterigmatocystin 8-O-methyltransferase. The record is from RefSeq and is a predicted model, not a curated record. Gene Ontology annotation, molecular function: O-methyltransferase activity. Bases 1 to 1266 code for a protein of 421 amino acids. The transcript is spliced from 5 exons. NCBI's taxonomy places the organism in Eukaryota, Fungi, Ascomycota, Sordariomycetes, Glomerellales, Glomerellaceae.
AUGGCUAUCGCAAAGUCUACACCCCGUAUCGUGGAACUGGCCACCCAAAUCAGCAAAUCGGUGGCAGACCUACAAGCUGUCCUCGACGCCAAGGGUGUUCCCUCACCGUCUUUCGAUGAGAAUGCUCCGCCAAAGUUGCCCAAGGAGGCCAACGAUGCCCAGGACGCCGUGCUGGACGCGACGGCAGAGUUGCACGACCUCCUCCUGGAGCCAGUCACCUUGGUCCUCAAGAACUCGGCAAACAACAGCAUGGGAAGUCUUGGGUUCAUGUGCCGCUUUGACAUCCCGAACAUGGUGCCCCUCGGAGGGAAACUUUCGUACGCGGAGAUCGCCAAGAAAACCGGCUUCGCCGAGUUCGUCGUCUCGCGCUUCAUGCGCGAUUGUGUGUGCAUGCGCAUCUUCCGCGAAACGGAGCCCGGGGUGAUCGAGCACACCAAGACUUCUAAAGCUCUCCGAGCCCCAUGGUUCCUGGCCUGGCUCAGGGCGGGUGCAGAGGAGGGAUGGGCUACUAUGCUAGGGGUUGUGGACGCCUUGCAGAAAUGGCCGAACGCUUCGGAGUCAGAUCAAACGUCAUUCAACAUCAUGCACAACACUACGGGCUCCUAUUUUGAGAACGUCGCCAAUGACCCCGAGAAGGCAGCGCGAUUUGGGGCCGGAAUGGCGACCCAAUGGGAGUUCCCUGGCUACCAGCUCGAGUACCUGCUGGACGGCUUUGACUGGGCUGCCCUCGGACCGGUAAAGGUUAUUGAUGUCGGCGGCUUCAAGGGCCGCAUCUCCAUCGCACUCGCAGAUCGUUUCCCCAAUCUCAAUAUGCUCGUGCAGGAUAUGGGCAUGAAUGAAAAGGAGGCACAUGCCGCGGUGCCUGAUGAGCUCAAGGAUAGGGUCAACUUCAUGGCCCACGAUGUCUUUGGGACGCAGACCGAGAGCGCGGAUGUUUACUUUAUCCGCCAAGUUCUCCACGAUUGGCCGGACAAAUACGGCAUCAAGCUCUUGAGAUCUCAGAUCCCUAAGCUCAAGAAGGGCGCCAAGAUACUUCUGAACGAGUCACUGCUUCCAGAGACGCCCGGAAGCUCGCUCCCUCUUUGGAAAGAAAGGGACUUGAGGACUAUGGACAUAGGAUUGCUGGCUACUAUGAACGGUCGGGAGAGGACUUUGAAGGAGUGGAAGGCUAUCAUCGCUGAGGCUGAUCCAAGGUUUGUAUUGCAAAAUGUCGUGCAGCCCAAGGAUUCUAUGCUGGCCGUGAUGGAGAUCGUUUGGAAUCCUUGA